GGGCAGGUAGAGAAAGCGGGCGCUCUCUGGCGACGACGGCUGAUGGCGUCAUGGGAGCGACUACCCGGAAGUCGGCAGCAGCGGCUGGAGCAGGAGGAUCGGCCGGCCGUGGCUACACUCUCAGGGAUGACUCAGCUGGGUGCCAUAGCAGCUCUAGCUGCCAGCCUGGUAGCAGCUGCUCUUUUUUCUGCAAUACACAAGAUUGAAGAAGGGCACAUUGGUGUCUAUUACAGGGGAGGAGCGCUGUUGACAAGCACCAGUGGGCCUGGCUUCCACCUUAUGCUCCCCUUCAUAACUUCUUACAAAUCAGUGCAGACAACGUUACAAACAGAUGAAGUAAAAAAUGUUCCAUGUGGUACAAGUGGGGGAGUGAUGAUCUAUUUCGACAGGAUUGAGGUGGUGAAUUUCCUGAUCCAAAGUGCAGUCUAUGAUAUAGUGAAGAACUACACGGCUGACUACGACAAGGCCCUCAUCUUCAAUAAGAUACACCAUGAGCUCAACCAGUUCUGCAGCGUCCACACACUCCAGGAAGUCUAUAUUGAGUUGUUUGAUCAAAUUGAUGAGAACCUGAAACUAGCUCUCCAGCAAGAUUUGACAAGCAUGGCACCUGGACUCAUCAUACAGGCAGUCAGAGUCACAAAGCCAAACAUCCCUGAAGCAAUUCGGAGGAACUAUGAACUCAUGGAAAGUGAGAAGACAAAGCUGUUGAUUGCAGCUCAGAAGCAAAAGGUGGUGGAGAAGGAAGCCGAGACAGAGCGGAAGAAGGCUCUCAUUGAGGCUGAGAAGAUUGCCCAGGUGGCUGAGAUAACUUAUGGACAGAAGGUGAUGGAGAAAGAGACUGAGAAGAGAAUUUCUGAGAUUGAAGACGCUGCAUUCCUUGCCAGGGAGAAGGCAAAAGCAGAUGCCGAAUGUUAUACUGCCUUGAAGGUUGCAGAAGCCAACAAGCUAAAGCUGACUCCAGAAUUCUUGCAGCUGAUGAAGUACAAAGCCAUUGCCUCCAACAGCAAGAUCUAUUUCGGCAAAGAUAUCCCCAACAUGUUCAUGGACCAUGCUGGGAAUCCCACUAAGCCCUCAGAAGGAGCCGCGGAGGAGCUAAGAGAUGAAAACUGGCUAGGAACAGGGGAGGAUGUGUGAACUGGAUGCAGGCCAGAGGGGCAGGUUGAUGAUCUUGGCUCAGAUGGAACGAAUGCCUAGCCCUGCUCUCCUCAGUGUGAUUUCUCCCUCUUCUUGGAUGCUGGAGAAGAGCCCAGGCCCUUUGUGCUGAAAAGACAGACUAGAAGCACAUGAUGGUUCAGCUUCUUGACCUCUUAUUUCUCAGCAGUCAGAUACACUGUUAAGUUUGCCCUCUGCAGAAGAAGAAAGCAACAAGGAAUCAUGCCAGAGAGGCUGCCACAUUCUCACCAUUGGACCUGCAGCUGCUUCUAUCAAACACACACAUUCUGUUUCAUUGGAUUUUUUGCAGCAACUGGAGCAAAAGCCUUUGAAACCAUACACAGGUCGCAGGUGAAGUCCAACAGGCAAGCAAUAAGCACGCUAUCCAGCAAAUGAAGACAUCAGAGUUGUCUUAAUGUAGCCUAUCUUGGAUGAUAUGCGUAUUCUCUGGAUAAAACUCCAUAUGUGGAUCCUGAAUUGUCUGGAUUCCUGAGCAUGCGCUCCAGUAGUUGGAUUUUACCUGUCGCAUAAUGCGGACCCUGUCAUAUCCCCUCCAAAAAGGUGCUAUGUUUGAAUAUUUUUUUUAAAAAAUCACCCACACUACAAAUUCCAAACUUGGCAUGGUGACCUAGAACAUUAAAUAUCAACACACUAAA
Molecule: messenger RNA, 1808 nt
Organism: Varanus komodoensis (Komodo dragon)
Lineage: Eukaryota; Metazoa; Chordata; Lepidosauria; Squamata; Varanidae
Gene: ERLIN2
Product: ER lipid raft associated 2
Exons: 12
Coding region: 43-1134 (363 amino acids)
Biological process (GO): SREBP signaling pathway
Cellular component (GO): endoplasmic reticulum; endoplasmic reticulum membrane
Molecular function (GO): ubiquitin protein ligase binding; cholesterol binding
Source: RefSeq, a predicted model, not a curated record